CCUCCCCCCACCACCCUUCCGCCUACCUUCUCUUGACUUCCAGAAGACGCCCGGGUGCGAGCAAUCGAUGCAGGCGGUCUGCCGGCAGAUGCCAACUUGGCCGAACAGCGCGCCACUUAAUCAGUCUGAACCUCAACACAUAGAAAGCCGCUGCCCAUCAACAGAGAGGCUACGAGGAGGAGGCGCAUCCCGAGAGAGCAUCAUGUGAUCUGAGCCCGAAAGGAACCCCAUCGAGGAAGCUCGCAAGCACUCGCGUCGGCAUCGCCACUAUCGGCAACUCGGACUGCGGCUAGCAAACCUCCUCUUCUCCCAAACCCCGUCGGGACUGGAAGAACCAUGACCUCCUUAUAAGCCCGUGCGGCACCCUGGAGCUCCUUUUUUAUUUUUUUUUAUAUUCCAACCAUUGUUUCCUCAGUAACUGAGCCCUCAACUGGAUUUUAACCUCGCUGACGACUCGUUCGCGACCUUCGCCGGACACUCUGUUGGAUUAUGCGCUAAUCCAGCAUUCCCAUGGGGGAUUAAAGCAGACCGGAGAACGACACUGACUGACUUUUGGCUGGACUACAAACUGCGCAGGGCUUUUUCUUCAGCGAGCGGCACGCGUCAUGGCCGGGAAGGGCAACCCGAUGCCGGGCCCGCACCUAAACGGCUUCCCGAUGCCCGCCUACUCCUACUUCUUCCCGCACAUGUUGGGGAGUCUCUCGCCUCCGGCCUUGCCAGGACUUCCUCUCAGCGGCUACAGUACCCCCUCGCCAGCCACGAUAGAGACGCAGAGUACCAGCUCGGAGGAGAUAGUGCCAAGCCCGCCCUCGCCUCCCCCGCCGCCCCGCGUCUACAAGCCCUGCUUUGUGUGCCAGGACAAGUCCUCAGGGUACCACUAUGGUGUCAGCGCCUGCGAAGGCUGCAAGGGCUUCUUCCGGAGAAGCAUCCAGAAGAACAUGGUGUACACUUGUCAUCGCGAGAAGAACUGCAUCAUCAACAAAGUCACUCGAAAUCGCUGCCAGUACUGUCGGCUUCAGAAGUGCCUGGAAGUGGGAAUGUCCAAGGAGUCCGUUAGAAACGACCGGAACAAGAAGAAGAAGGACGAAAAGAAGCAGGAAUGCACGGAGAGCUACGUGCUGAGUCCCGACACGGAGCAGAUGAUCGACAGGGUCCGCAAGGCCCACAAGGAAACGUUCCCCUCCCUCUGCCAGCUCGGCAAAUACACUACGAACAACAGUUCGGAGCACCGCGUGUCCUUGGACGUGGACCUCUGGGACAAGUUCAGCGAGCUGUCCACCAAAUGCAUCAUCAAGACGGUGGAAUUCGCCAAGCAGCUCCCCGGCUUCACCACGCUCACCAUCGCCGACCAGAUCACUUUGCUCAAAGCCGCCUGUCUGGACAUCCUGAUACUGCGGAUCUGCACACGCUAUACCCCAGAGCAAGACACCAUGACCUUCUCAGACGGACUCACGCUAAACCGAACCCAGAUGCAUAACGCCGGCUUCGGACCGCUCACCGACUUGGUCUUUGCCUUCGCCAACCAGCUGAUCCCUCUGGAGAUGGACGACGCUGAGACGGGGCUGCUUAGCGCCAUCUGUCUGCUGUGUGGAGAUCGUCAGGAUCUGGAACAAGCAGAGAAGGUGGACGUUUUGCAGGAGCCUCUUCUGGAGGCACUGAAGAUCUACGUGAGGAAGAGGAGGCCCCACAAACCGCACAUGUUCCCCAAGAUGCUGAUGAAGAUCACCGAUUUGAGAAGCAUCAGCGCCAAAGGGGCCGAGCGUGUCAUUACGCUGAAAAUGGAGAUCCCGGGCUCCAUGCCUCCCCUCAUCCAGGAGAUGCUGGAGAACUCCGAAGGUCUGGAGAGCGGCGCCGCGGGAGGCCGUCCCUGCGGCACCCCGCCGGGCAGCUGUAGCCCCAGUUUGUCCCCGAGCUCCGCCCAAAGCAGUCCAGCCACACAAUCGCCGUAGUAACGGCCCACCUUGGGUUGUGUCUGUUUGUUUGUUUUCACGCACGCCGGUCAGUCAGAGGAGGGGCGAAGGAGGAGGCCUUGACUGCUGACGGAUGGAGACCUUCCUCUCCCUGGUCCGCUUUUCCUCACGUGAGGGGGAGGCACGGCCCGCCGGGGCACGCCGCGCCGCCGCCCAGAGACCACACCGUAAACACUGCUGAUGACUCCGCCCCUCCUCCUCCUCCUCCUCCUCCUCCUCCUCCUCCUACUCCUCGUCUUCUUCCUCACUCCACCGCCACGCUGCUCGCUCUCCACUUCUCUCCAGAAGGCUGUUGGAAUGUCGCAUGAAUGCAGCGUUGCAGCACAGGAAGCAGGAGUGGCCAGGUUGGGAAGUUGACAGGCUUCUGGACAGAUUUGACAAACACCAGACACUUUUUUUUUUCUUUCGUUUCGUUGUUGUUGAUGUUGUUGCUGUUGAUGAUGAUGCAGACUACAAGUUCGGGGCUUGUCAAAUGACCCCCUUCCUCCUUCUUCCUUCCUCCUCAGAGACUCUGGGUCUUUUCUCUUUUCCCAGCUUCAAAAAGAAAAAAACAACAACAAACAAACGGAUUUCGUACACAAAGAUAUAUAUAAAUAUAUAGAAAAGUUAAGGAACUAUUGUGAUUGAAUGGGAGGCCGUAACGAGGACGUGUUUUCUGAGAUUAGAUUGUUGUAUUCCCUCAUUGUUUUACCCGUCAUGAGAGGAAAAGAGUAAGUUUGAUCACACAUGUACAUUAUUCGAAUUAACAAAUAAAAAAAGAUAAUGUCGUUUCCUUCCAGUCCUCAGAAGACUUCAUACGCACACACAAACACACACACACACACACACACACACACACUAAUAUGCACAGAAAACAAGUUGCAAUGAAACGAGCAUCUAUUCCUUCUCUUCCAGGUUCUUUCUUAUUUUAUUGCCUCCAGGAACAUGGAAACAAAUGAUUGUAUGAGCUUGGUUGUAUGAUAUGGUCACAGGUCCUUUCAAAAAAAUCCAAUUAAUGAAGAUUCAUUAUUAAGGUGUAUUUUAAGUAGCCUUUUGAGUUUGUGUAUAUAAGCUGUAUUAAUUUCUUAAAAACUAUGAAGAGUUUUAGGCUUCACAUGAUUUUUUUUUUUUUCAAAGAAUACCUUUUAUGUGUUUCGUUCAUCGGUUUGUGAUUCAAGAAAAAAAAUAUAUACAUUUUGAGCACACUUUACUGAAGGAAGUUCUUUCAUGUUAUGUGUCCUACUAAAUACUGGACAGACCCUUAACGCCCCCACCGCCCUCCCCCCCACUGUGUGUGUGUCCAUAACAUCAAUGACUACAGUAGCACUCCAGCAUUUUUGGGGCCAUGUCGCAGAACCAAAUGUCUUUGUUUUCUUUUGCUCUUGCAUGGAUGUCACUUGUAGAUUGCCAGGCUCAGGUUUGCAGCUUCAGAGACUUCAAAUGUGAAGAAUGGUGGACUUGUACACACUGUAUUUAAAAAAAAAAACCCCCAAGGGAGUCUCACAAAUAGCUGAUUUGGUCAGUAGUGCAGGGGUAGGGAACCUUUUAAUGACGCAGUGGUACCUUGAAAAAAACAAGUGACCCCACUUGUGGGUUUUUCGAGAUAGAAAACCGAGCAUGAUGCGAUUGCAGCAAACUCAACUCGCUCUUCCAGGAAGCAAAAAUACGCUUCAAGCUGGUUACUGUCCAACUAGGAAAAUUACAAGUUUUGUGCUUCAAAGGAUUAAAUAACUUGGCUGUUGAAAUAUCCUUGCUCGCUUGAUGCUAACACAUAAUUGAAAACGCCAUACACGCUUUAAUCGAUAGUCGCUGUGCUAUAAACCUUUAGACAACUGAUAUGUAUCCACACACAUCACACAUAUUCUUUGUCCUGGAUAAAAAAAAAUGGGUAAUUUUGCAGCUCACUGAACUAACUCGGCGAUGCUUCGUUUGUCUGGACUGUAUAACUAUUAUACUGCCCCCUUGUGUCCAAGGCGGGCACACCCAAAAAAGCAGCACAAAAACAAUUGAAUAGAACCAUUACAUAUCUCAAGGUACCACUCCAUAUAUAUAUAUAUAUAUAUAUGAUCAAAUGUUCAAUGUAUCUGGUAAGUUCAUCAGAGGGAUUUUUUCUACGUUCCCACGGGCCAUGGGUUCCCUACCCCUGCUGCAUUGGGUGGCAAAAGAUUCCAUUUCAGUGGUAAUUUGUACCCAUCUCAAGAAUGACUUUUUUCAAGUAACCCUGCACCCUGUGAUCACUUUAUGCCAAAACGCCUUCACUUCCAUCGUCAACAGACCAUCUUUACUGUACACACACCACGCCAACGUCUCAGGAAGGAAUCAUUUUGUAUGCUUGGCCUGUCCUUCGUAUAUGUUCUGUACUGCACUCCCCGUCAUCACACACACACUCGCACACACACUCUGCUACUGAGCCCUGAUAUUUUCCUUCAGUCACACACCCACACACACACAAGAGAAACUGAAAGAGACCCAGUGACAUCCGUAUGGUCCAAGCUGCUUCCCUCGCAAUGCAAGACUGUCUGAAAGAGCGCACAACUUGACUCUCUUUCCACGGCUCAUCUGGAUUACUUACAUUUGAGAAGUAUGGAAUAUGUUGCAAUUUUUUUUGUCAAGAUUAUCAAGUGACUUUGGGGAAAAAAGAAGAAAGAAAACAAAAAAAAAUCCCAAAAAAUAAAUAAAAACCAACAUUUAAUAAUAAA
Messenger RNA from Hippocampus zosterae (dwarf seahorse), 4648 nucleotides. RefSeq names its product retinoic acid receptor alpha. Bases 606 to 1949 code for a protein of 447 amino acids. Gene Ontology annotation, molecular function: RNA polymerase II cis-regulatory region sequence-specific DNA binding; zinc ion binding; nuclear receptor activity. Gene Ontology annotation, cellular component: transcription regulator complex; nucleus. Gene Ontology annotation, biological process: retinoic acid receptor signaling pathway; cellular response to corticotropin-releasing hormone stimulus; regulation of transcription by RNA polymerase II. The record is from RefSeq and is a predicted model, not a curated record. The transcript is spliced from 9 exons. NCBI's taxonomy places the organism in Eukaryota, Metazoa, Chordata, Actinopteri, Syngnathiformes, Syngnathidae.